ACACAGUGCUCUAGUUAGUGACCUUGACCUGCCGCAAUAUCAAUCUGAAGAAUUCUAUUUGCUCUCUUAAAUAUUUCGGUUACACAUAGUGGAGCAUCAAACUUCAUAGAUUCCAAUAACGAUGGCAAGCAACAUUCUCGCAAAAAAUACCCCAAGAUUCGUAGAAUCUGUAAUGACCGCAUCAGCUGGUGAUUUCAAAUCAAAUGCCAUCUUUGAAAAAAUUGGAGAAGAAAUGGGCAAAAAUGGAGCCGACUAUGUUAAAAAAAUCAAAGGUAUCUUUUGCUUUAAAGUCAAAAAUGCUAAAGGCGAACAGGGUGUAUGGAUUGUUGAUGCCAAGAAUGGAAAUGGUUCUGUCAAAUUUGUUAACGAAGGCAAAGGAGAUGUAACUAUCGCUAUGGGAGAUGAGGACAUGAUAAAGAUGAUGCUUGGACAAUUAAACCCUCAACAAGCUUUCUUCCAAGGAAAGUUAAAAAUCACUGGAAAUAUGGGACUAGCAAUGAAAAUGAAGGAAUUCCAAGCUCAAGCUAAAGCAAAAUUGUAAUUUUUUAAAAAAUUUGAAUGAACAUAUUUCAAUACAUUAUUAUUCCCAAAAACAUA
Messenger RNA from Dimorphilus gyrociliatus, 597 nucleotides. The record is from the annotation of a GenBank genome assembly. NCBI's taxonomy places the organism in Eukaryota, Metazoa, Annelida, Polychaeta, Dinophilidae.